Messenger RNA from Lutzomyia longipalpis, 1934 nucleotides. RefSeq names its product synembryn (gene ric8a). Gene Ontology annotation, molecular function: guanyl-nucleotide exchange factor activity; G-protein alpha-subunit binding. NCBI's taxonomy places the organism in Eukaryota, Metazoa, Arthropoda, Insecta, Diptera, Psychodidae. The record is from RefSeq and is a predicted model, not a curated record. Gene Ontology annotation, cellular component: cytoplasm. Gene Ontology annotation, biological process: G protein-coupled receptor signaling pathway. The transcript is spliced from 5 exons. The coding region runs from base 123 to 1700 and encodes 525 amino acids.
GGAGUUGCUGUCAAAUGUCAGAAAUACAAAACAUUUCCAAGAAAAAAAUUAUUUGCAAGUGAAAAAUCUCUUUUAUCUGCAUAAUUUACAAAGGAGCACCGUGAAAAUUGCUGGAUAAGGCAAUGGAGAAGGAGGAGUAUGGGAAAUUCACAUCGGGUGACUGGGUGAUAGCUCAGGAAUCGAUAAGAAAAUUCGUUGAACAGAAUGACCAGAAAUUCCAUUUUGCCGAGUUAACAACGAAUGGACAGUGGAAAAUUCUCUGGGAAGCUGCAUUCUCCUACUUGAACACCCCAGCUGCGGCUCCCAUUCAUCGGGAAUGUCUCUCCGUUGUCCGAAUCCUCAGCAGAGAUAAAACGUAUCUGGAUCAAUGUAUUGCAGAUGAAAAGAUAAACUGCCUACUCAAUGCUGCUAAUAUUGGCCCCGAGAAUGGCCCCUACACAUCCAGAGUUGUCGUAGAGGCUCUCAAGUGUCUCUGCAAUUUGGUAUUUAACAGCAAAAAAUGCCAGGAAUUGUGUCUCAGCAAUACUUCCACCGAAGGGAUCAUCGGACGGAUACAUAUUCCCAAAGAGCAAGAAGUCGAGUAUGAAAUUCAGUAUUUCGACAUGAAACUCCUCUUCCUGAUCACCGCACUCAAUCCUCAGGUGCGGAAGAAAGUACGCGAUGAGAAUGGGAUGAUGCACCUCAUGGAGAAGUUGCAGAUUAUCAUGAAGGAGAAUCAGGAUUGUGAUGCAUUUUUCGACAAGCAGGUGGAUUUGCUCGGGGAAAUCCUCAAGGUGCUAUUCAAUCUCACAGUCCCAAGUGAAGGACCGAUUCCAUCGGAAGAUGAGCAAGAUAAGCAUUUUCGUCGUCUUACCGCCCUUUUGCGGGAUUUAUUUAUGCGCAGGGCAACAUCAAAGGAGAAGCAACAUGAUUUAUGGUCAAACUGCGUGAAUCUUCUUACAAGUGUCCCCACAGAAUACUUCCCGGAACUCACGCCAGAAUGCGAUGGGGGCUUCGAAGGGCGCGACAUGACGGUCCUGGAUACCCUCUUGCACUUCCUGCGCCUCCGCUUGGAGGCAAAACAAAAGGUUUCAGCCCAAAAUGAAUGUCUCUCCCCCAUUUUGACGGCCCUCGUGAAAUGCGUACGCUCCAGCAGCUGCCUCCGUCGCUAUAUUCGUUCCCAGGUGCUUCCACCCCUUCGUGAUGUACGUCGUCGCCCCGAAGAUGGUACUGAGCUGCGGAACUACCUCUGCCGGCACCUCACAACACCCGCCCUACAGGUGCGUGACCUCGUUGCGGAAUUCCUCUUUGUCAUGUGCAAAGAGAAUGUUGGGCGAAUGAUUAAGUACACGGGCUAUGGGAAUGCAGCUGGGAUGUUUGCCAAUCGUGGUCUCCUUGGGGGCCAUGGGAACCCUGGAGAAGGAUACUCCUCAGACAGUGAGGAUAGUGACACGGAGGAGUACAAGGAGUUGCAGCAUGGUAUUAAUCCCGUUCUUGGGUGCUACGAACCAAAGAGACCCAACAUCUUCGAAGGAAUGACGGAGGAGCAGAAAGAAUACGAAGCCAUGCAACUGGUGAGCCUAAUGGAUAAACUUCAGCGUCAAGGAAUUAUGCAACCCGGUCGUAUUGGGCCCGACGGUAGGCCCGUCCCUGUGGAUCACAUUCUGGAAUUGCAGGAUGAGCUUCCACAGCAACAGAGCGAUCACAAGCGCAAGACCUAAAGAAAGAGAAAGGCCUCUUCAACAGCCAACACACCCAGCAGUGUUCCGGAAGUAUUAAAUAUAAUAAAAUUCGUCGUGCAUGUGCCCUGUUAACGAAAAAUUUAUGCCAAAGACAAAUAAGAUAAUUUAACUUGAUCUAUUCCGCGCUAUAUCCCUCUCACAUUUCAGAGCUCGUGCCGUGCUCUGGCACAUCAGCAGAGGUUUUAUCAAUAAAACAAAUAAAUCGUCUCCAAA